AGUUCUUCCGGCUCGAGUCAGUGCUCCACCCGCCAUUUCCGUGCAAGAUGGAGGCUUUGGGUGAGGUCCGUGCGCCUGUGAGUGCGGUCAGUGAAGAGAUGAAGCGACUUGAGAAGAACGACCCCCUGCUGAAGAGCAACCCACGACGCUGGGUGCUGCUUCCCAUUCAGUACUCUGCAGUCUUCGAGAUGUACAAGAAGCAUGAGGCGUCCUUCUGGACUGCGGAGGAAAUUGACCUGGCAAGCGACGCCAAGGAUUGGGAGAACCUUACGGAGAAGGAGCAGCAUUUUGUGAAGCACGUGCUUGCCUUCUUCGCGGCAAGUGACGGAAUCGUCCUGGAGAAUUUAUCCACCAACUUCGCCUCGGAGGUGCAAAUCCCCGAGGCGCGGGCCUUCUAUGGAUUUCAGAUGGCCAUGGAGAACAUCCACUCCGAGACCUACUCGCUACUGAUCGAGCAGUACAUCAAGGAUCCUGUCGAAAAGGACAAGGUCUUCAACGCCAUUGCCACGAUGCCUGCAGUGCAGGAGAAGGCAAAGUGGGCGGUGCAGUGGAUGAACACCGCCUGCAGCUUUGCGGAGCGCAUCGUUGCUUUCGCGGCCGUCGAAGGUGUGCUUUUCAGCGGAUCCUUUUGCGCAAUCUACUGGCUGAAGAAGCGGGGUCUCAUGCCCGGCCUUUGCUUCUCCAAUGAGCUCAUCUCGCGAGAUGAGGGCCUUCACGCAGACUUUGCGUGUCUAUUGUACAGCAUGCUGGAGAACAAGUUGCCGGAGGACGGGUAGUUCACGACAUCAUCAAAGGGGCCGUGGAGACAGAGCGCAAGUUCAUUUGCGAAGCUUUGCCCUGCGACUUGAUCGGAAUGAACGCGGAUCUCAUGGCCCAAUACAUUGAGUUUGUGGCCGACCGACUUCUUUGCGCGCUUGGGCAUUCGAAAGUCUUCAACGCAACCAACCCCUUUGACUGGAUGGAGCUCAUCUCCCUGCAGGGCAAGACUAACUUCUUCGAGAAGAGGGUGGGAGAGUACCAAAAGGCAGGUGUCAUGGGCGGUUCUUCCGAAGAGGACCGCUUUGCUUUGGACGCGGACUUUUAAUGACUCGCUGGUUGAGCUAGAAUUCGGCACACACAGCGUUGCGCAGCCGGCGCUGUAUUUUUUUGGGCCCGGGGUUCAUUGCUCAAAGGCAAUGGGACUUUGCAAUAGCUUUCGUGCGCAGUUCACGAACUCUGCAAUGUCAUGGAUUGUAUAUUUGCCGCUGGUGGGACGGGUCUCCUGUCACCGGUAUUGGAUUUGUGUAGAACCAUUUCCGCCAAUGAUAGCAUUUCAGCACGUGAAUGUGCUCUUUGUGCUGCAAAAAACACAGCUUCAACUUCCUUUGCCAUGG
Messenger RNA from Effrenium voratum, 1373 nucleotides. The record is from the annotation of a GenBank genome assembly. NCBI's taxonomy places the organism in Eukaryota, Dinophyceae, Suessiales, Symbiodiniaceae.